AUGCGCCCCCUUCUUCGCCUCGCCCGUCCACGCGCUCCCCUCCCCACACCACUACGCAGGUGCUACGCCACAGCUUCCGACGUCAGGAAUCCCCCUUCCUCGCCGUCUCGUCCCGACAACUACGUCCGACUCGUCGAGGUCGGCCCUCGAGAUGGCCUCCAGAACGAGAAGAAGUCGAUCCCGUUCGAGACCAAGAUCGAGUUGAUUGAGCGGCUUGCCAAGACCGGCGUUUCUUAUAUCGAGGCGGGCUCUUUUGUCUCCCCAAAGUGGGUGCCUCAGAUGGACAACUCUGGCAAGAUCAUGGAGCACAUCCUGACCAAAAAGAUUGCCUCUCCAACACCAAUUACAUAUUCAUUCCUGGCACCAAACGCGAAAGGCGUCGAGAACGCCAGCGCCCUCUUACAGCAGCAUCAGGACUCCUUCCUCACACAGACACAGGCCCAAGUCGGCCUCGACACGACAGGGAAGCCUUCCAUAGAGCUCGCCGUCUUCGCCGCGGCGACCGAGAGCUUCUCAAAGAAGAACCUGAACUGCGACAUCGCCACGUCGCUCGAGCGGUUCAAGCCCGUCAUCCAGGGCGCCAAGGAGCUCGGCGUACGAGCACGCGCCUAUAUCUCCGUUGUCCUGGGGUGCCCCUUUGAGGGCUACGAUGUGGACCCGCACAAGGUAGCUGAGAUCGCAGCAUCCCUCCUCGAGAUGGGCGCAGACGAGAUCUCCCUCGGCGACACGACGGGCAUGGGCACGGCGCCGAGGACGCAGGAGCUCCUGCGCUGCAUGAACGCUGCCGGCAUCCGCAACGAGGACAUUGCCAUGCACUUCCACGACACGUAUGGGCAGGCCCUCGUCAACACUGCCGUCUCGCUCGAGCGUGGAAUCCGCAUCUUUGACAGCUCCGUCGGCGGUCUCGGUGGUUGCCCUUACAGUCCCGGCGCGACUGGAAAUGUUGCCACGGAGAACAUGGUCUACUUCCUGGAGACCCUAGGUAUGGACUCUGGAAUCGACCUUGAUGCCAUGGCCGAUAUUGGGCAGUGGAUCACCGCAGAAAUUGGCAAGCCUAAUGAUUCAGCGGUUGGCAAAGCUGUCUUGGGCGCGCGUGGCAGAGCGAAUGCUUGA
Molecule: messenger RNA, 1113 nt
Organism: Microdochium trichocladiopsis
Lineage: Eukaryota; Fungi; Ascomycota; Sordariomycetes; Xylariales; Microdochiaceae
Product: hydroxymethylglutaryl-CoA lyase
Exons: 2
Coding region: 1-1113 (370 amino acids)
Biological process (GO): ketone body biosynthetic process; L-leucine catabolic process
Molecular function (GO): hydroxymethylglutaryl-CoA lyase activity
Source: RefSeq, a predicted model, not a curated record